GCAGCGCCCGCAGUCCCCACGCAUGGAGCUGUGCCACGUCCCCGCCGGCCGGGAGAAGGGCUGGUACCUGGCGCUGAUGGCCCCCAAUGUCAAGGGUCCCAACUACGCCUGGCUGGACCCCUCCCGGCUCUACCUCCACCCGCAAGGCUUCCAGGACUGCGUGGCCGACCUGCUGCAGCCCUUCCAGGGAGAUGCCAUCGACACGGUGGCCGGCAUCGACGCCAUGGGCUUCAUCCUGGGCGCCGCRGUCGCGGCCACGCUGCGGAAAGGCUUCCUGGCCAUCCGCAAAGCCGGGCACYUGUGCGUGCAGACGGUGGCACAGCCCUACAGCGACUACUCGGGCCGGGAGAAGGUGAUGGAGGUCCGGACUGACGCCAUCUCGCCGGGUCUGCGUGUCCUUCUGGUGGACCAGUGGGUGGAAACUGGGGGCACCAUGCGAGCGGCCAUUGAGCUGGUGGAGCGGCUGGGGGGGGUCGUGGCAGGUGUCGCUGCCAUCUGCAUCGAGAACAGCGAGGGGGGGAAGUGGAUCCGGGAGCGCUACAAAUGCUCCCACUGUGUCCCCCCCCGGCUGCAGCCCCGCUUCGACCAGCACCAGCUUGGCUGGGACUGAUGUGGGACUGGCACCUCGUGUGUCCCCUGCAGCCCCUCCCCGAGGGACACAGGGCUGCUGGCUCUGUGGGACAGGGAUGCUCCUCGGUGGAAGAAGGAACUCGUCCUCAGCCGCAGCCAUCCAUCCUCCCUGCCUCCAUCCUCCUGCUUCCCCU
Messenger RNA from Malurus melanocephalus (red-backed fairy wren), 764 nucleotides. Its product is annotated as adenine phosphoribosyltransferase-like. Gene Ontology annotation, molecular function: adenine phosphoribosyltransferase activity. The transcript has 5 exons. Bases 23 to 610 code for a protein of 195 amino acids. Lineage: Eukaryota; Metazoa; Chordata; Aves; Passeriformes; Maluridae. The record is from RefSeq and is a predicted model, not a curated record.